This is a messenger RNA of Malurus melanocephalus (red-backed fairy wren), 890 nucleotides long. It is a transcript of the gene RAMP2, whose product is annotated as receptor activity modifying protein 2. Gene Ontology annotation, molecular function: coreceptor activity. Lineage: Eukaryota; Metazoa; Chordata; Aves; Passeriformes; Maluridae. Gene Ontology annotation, biological process: intracellular protein transport; calcium ion transport; angiogenesis. The transcript has 5 exons. Gene Ontology annotation, cellular component: membrane; cell surface; signaling receptor complex. The record is from RefSeq and is a predicted model, not a curated record. Bases 236 to 745 code for a protein of 169 amino acids.
CCGCUGCUGGGCUGCCUGCCCUCCACGCAGGAGACGAGGGAUUUCACAACCCAGCCCAGACAGGAUUAAAGAGAAAUACACAAGUAAACAAAUCGCGGCCUCGUAACGCUGGACGUGCCGUGCGGGGAGUGGAUCCUCCAGGCCGUCAAACUGCCCCUGUCAGAGGAAAGGAGUUGCUUCCUGUUAUUUCCAUUGAAAUCCUUGUCCCGGUCGUUAGCCGGCAGGCUUUGGCAGGAUGGCACMGCGCGCRCACAUGAGCUCCGGCCGGCCGUCCCAAGGGCUCCUGCUGCUCUGGGUGCUCCUGGGGACUGGCCUUUGUCACACGGAAGAUGUGACAACGAGCUUCGAACAGGACACUGGGACCACCGGGACAGUCCCGCCCAUGGUGGGGAAUUACACCGACAUCACACGGCAUUGCUGGGAGUAUUUCGUCUACCUGAUGAGGAAUGUGGCAACGUCCGAAUUGUGCGAGUGGAAAGCCAUCAGCAAGCCCUACAGCGAGCUUCAGGGCUGCCUGGAGUUCUGGGCCGACCGCCUGAACUACAGCUACCCCAACGCGCUGGCAGAGCAGUACAUCUUCCAGAGCCAUCACCGCUACUUCCACAACUGCACCCUGGAGCACCCGGUGUACAGCGACCCGCCCGAAGAUGUGCUCUUGGCCAUGAUCAUCGCACCCAUCUGCCUCAUCCCCUUCCUCGUCACCCUGGUCAUCUGGCGCAGCAAGGACGGCAAGGCACAGGCCUAGAGCUGCCGCCCCGUCCCGCGUCGGCGCACGGACCCCCGGCACGCCCGGUGGGCUCUCGGGGCCACCAACCCGCGCUGCUGAGGCGGCCGGUUCCUCCUGCGCCUUCCCCAGCCCCGCGGCCCGGGAUUAAACGCUUAUUCCCCCA